GCGGUGCCAGCGGCCUAGGCCUCUGCUGCGGCCUGUCGCCCCUCCCCCCGCCCCCGGAGCCCGGCCCGGCCCGGCCCGGCUCGGCUCGGCCCGGCCCGGCCCCGCCAUGCCGCACAGCUUCAAGCCCGGAGACCUGGUCUUCGCCAAGAUGAAGGGGUACCCGCACUGGCCGGCCCGGAUUGAUGACAUAGCAGACGGCGCUGUGACCCCGCCGAACAAGUACCCCAUCUUCUUCUUUGGGACACACGAGACAGCCUUCUUGGGACCUAAGGACCUGUUCCCUUACGACAAGUACAAGGACAAAUACGGGAAGCCAAACAAGCGAAAAGGCUUCAAUGAGGGAUUGUGGGAAAUCCAGAACAACCCCCAUGCCAGUUACAGUGCCCCUCCGCCAGCGAGCUCCUCAGACAGCGAGGUUCCCGAGAACGACCCAGUGGCAGGAAGCGAUGGAGGAGAGGAGGAAGAAGAAUCGGCUGCCAUGGCAGUUGCUGCUGUUGCUGCAGCGGCCAUGGAGAAGCUAGACAGCGAUGAGGAGUCCGACAAGGGGAGCGACCACAGUGGGCUGAAACGAAAAGCGCUAGCUAUGAAAAUGCCAGUGGCUAAACGACCCCGGAAAUCCUCCAGCGACCUCGACCAGGGCAGUGUGUCUCCCUCAGAAGAGGAGAACUCGGAAAGUUCUUCUGAGUCAGAGAAAAAUAGUGACCAGGACUUUACUCCAGAGAAGAAGCCAGUGGCCAGAGCUCCCAGGAGGGUGUCUGCAGGCGGAAGGAAGAAAAAGAAGGUGGAUUCAGGGUCCGACUCGGACUCCAAAGUGGAUUCGGAAGAGGAAAACGAGACUGUGGACGUGACUAAGUCGGACUCCGACUCGGACUCCGACUCGGACGUGUCUGUGAAGAAGGUUCCGCGGGGCAGGAAGCCAGCUGAGAAGCCACCCCCAAAGCCUCGUGGCAGGAAACCAAAGCCUGAGAGAGCUCCGACCAGCUCCAGCAGCGACAGUGACAGCGACAGCGACGUGGACCGCAUCAGCGAAUGGAAGAGGCGUGACGAGGAGCGCCGCCGGGAGCUGGAGGAGAAGAGGAAGAGGGAACAGGAGGAAGAGAUCCGCAGGCUCCGGGAGCAGGAGAAAGAGGAGAAGGAAAAGAAGAAGGAGAAGGCGGAGAAGGGGGAGGAGGCGCACUCAGACAGUGACAGCAGCAUGGAUGACGAGGUGGCCAGGAAAGGCAAGAAGAACCGAGGCAAGGACCAGUUGUCAUCGGACUCUGACUUGGAGCUGGAGAAAGAGGUAAAGAAGCCGCUGAAGAAGCAGCAGCCCUCUGAGUUGUCAAGGAAACCAAAUCUAAAGGAGAAGAGGGGCCGAUCGGAGGAGAAACCUCGCAACAAAUCCUUAAGAGUGGAACGAGGCCGGAGAAAGUCUGACGUGAUCCCAGAGAGGAGGAUGGAGAAGAAGAAGGAGCCCACAAUUGAAGAGAAACUUCAGAAACUUCACAGCGAGAUCAAGUUUGCCCUGAAAGUUGAUAAUCCGGAUAUCAAGAGGUGUCUGAGUGCGCUGGAAGAGCUGGGAACCCUGCAGGUCACCUCUCACAUCCUCCAGAAACACACUGAUGUGGUGGCUACGCUGAAAAAGAUCCGUCGCUACAAAGCUAACAAGGACGUGAUGGAGAAGGCUGCCGAGGUUUACACCCGCCUGAAGUCGCGCGUCCUGGGGCCAAAGAUCGAGGUGAACCAGAAAGCCAACAAAACUGGGAUGGAGAAAGACAAGGGAGACGUGGAGAAAGGCCAGGAGAAGCUGCCGGGAGGGGAGGCCCAGAACGAGAAAGGAGAGGAGGAGACGAAUGCCGAUCUGUCAGCCCCCGUAAACGGCGAAUCCAUGUCCCAGAAAGGGGAGAGUAUGGAGGAUAAGGAGCGAGACAAAGCCCAGGGAUCUGGUGACGGAGAGCAAGAGGCAUCCCCGGAAGACACACAUGAUGCGCAAGACUAUCCCGAGAUCAAAAGGCCCAGUAUGGACAGGGAGAGGGUCCGCCUGGAGUCGGAAUCCGUGGACGAGGAGGAGGACAGCUGAGGCCGUGGAUCUCGCGCGGAGGAGAACACUCGCAGGGUCUCUGCACUGAAGGCAGUGAAGGAGACCGGCUCUGCCUUGCCCCCAUGUUUCAGAGUUACUUCACUAAGUCGCACCGUAGAUGAUGCAUAGGUCUUGUUCCCCUGCCCCUCCUGCUCCUGUGAAAGGAAAGAACUUCUGGGGAGGCUCUGUGCUGUAUGUUUGUAUUUGUCUCCUUGGGGUUUUUUUGUCCCCCCCCCCCACCUAAAUUCUUGUGAUUUAAACCAACAUGAACUGAAUAUAAAGGGUUUUUUAAUGAAAAAUAACACUUAUUCGUCUAUUUUGUUGAGCCCCUGAUGAUGGCCGUAACUCUAGGGUGAGAAGGGACUUCCUUUGUGUUUCCUUUUGAAGUGCGGUUAGACUCGGGAAUGUGACUGUAAAAAUAACGCCCAAGGGCUCCCACGUUUCAUCACCCUGGAGCACCAGAUCCAGCCUGGCCUGUUUUGCAAGCCAGAGACAAUGGGGUGGUGCUGCCCGCUCUUGCGGGGAUAUGACAAUCACCUGGAUUCUUCCUAUCCUCCCCGGACCUGGAGAUUCUGCAGUUGGAUUGCAGCUAAUUCUGCAUGACCCUGUUGAUUCCAGCGCAUGGUCCCAUAGCUAUGCUGGUUCUUCAGGGCCAAAACUUGGUGUGGGUGAAAAGCCAGCAGCGCUCUAGCUUGGAAACGUGGUAUGCCAGCACUGAGUACAGAUCCUGCUUUAUUUCCAGUGACUACCGUGGUGUAACCGCACUUUGCAGGGCUCGUUUAUCAUGGCCUUUUAACUAGAAAUCUCCAGCCGUUUAGCUCUCCUGGGUCCCUACUGCUCUGAAGCCCCAGAAUCAUGUGGGUCGUCCUCUCCUGCAGUCCCCAGAACACUUAAAGCCAGAGGCUGUAUCAUUCCACCAGCGAAGUGAAGUCUGAGAACGGAGCAUUGCAUUGUCAUGCUUCUUUGAGGGAUGUCCGUAGUAUGGGGGGCUGCCACUGGCUGCUUUUAUUUCAAAUCCACUUGAAAAAGACAGACACUUAUAAAUAACGAUAGCCUGAGGGCUUCAUCUCGUCAGCAGGAGUAGGAGAAAUCUUUAGGGUUUGACGUGUUUCGGAAGGAUCUCAAGCUUUUGUAUAUGUAAAAUAAAGACUUGUCCAUCUGAAAAGGAA
Molecule: messenger RNA, 3228 nt
Organism: Caretta caretta (loggerhead turtle)
Lineage: Eukaryota; Metazoa; Chordata; Testudines; Cheloniidae
Gene: HDGFL2
Product: HDGF like 2
Molecular function (GO): histone H3K9me2/3 reader activity; histone H3K27me3 reader activity
Source: RefSeq, a predicted model, not a curated record